This is a messenger RNA of Penicillium salamii, 1365 nucleotides long. The record is from the annotation of a GenBank genome assembly. NCBI's taxonomy places the organism in Eukaryota, Fungi, Ascomycota, Eurotiomycetes, Eurotiales, Aspergillaceae.
AUGAUUCAGGAUGGAGUGACACCGCAGCUUGACCGGGCUGAUUCAGAGUCCGGGUACAAUGAGAAGAAGCUGGACUAUGACAUGGCACCUCAAUACCAAGACGCCUUCGGAAAUGAGGAGGGUGCAGAGGUCAAAUACAAGACUAUGAAGUGGUGGCAGACAGGAAUGUUUAUGAUUGCCGAAUCGGUCUCACUUGGUGUGCUGUCUUUGCCCAAGACAUUGGCCCAACUUGGUCUCGCGCCUGCUCUGGUGCUCAUUAUCGGACUCGGUAUCCUCGCCACUUACACCGGUUACACAAUUCACCAGUUCCGCGCGCGGUACCCUCACAUUCAGAAUUUGGGUGAUGCUGGCGAGAUAUUGUUUGGAGCCUUUGGACGGGAGCUGUUUGGACUUGGCCAAUUGCUCUUCUCGAUCUUCAUCAUGGGCAGUCAUAUCUUGACCUUCAGUGUCAUGAUGAACACUGUUACCGAGCAUGGCACUUGCACCAUGGUUUUCACCACCGUCGGAUUUGUGAUCUGUUUCGUAUGCUCUCUGCCUCGUACGAUGAAGAACAUGACCUACAUUUCAUGCAUGUCAUUCUUCAGUAUCGUGACCGCAGUCAUCAUCACGAUGGUUGCAGUUGGCGUUCAAAACCAGGGUGGUGUUGGCCUCAAGGCCACUGUUGAUACCGAUCUUUUCCGUGCCUUCAGUGCCGUCACUAACAUCGUUUUUGCCUACUGUGCUCACGUCGCCUUCUUCGGUCUCCUUGCUGAAAUGGAGAAUCCCCGUGAUUUCCCCAAGGCUCUCAUCAUGCUUCAGACCUUCGAAAUUGUUUUCUAUACCGUUGCCGCUGUGGUUAUAUACUACUACGUUGGUCAGGAGGUCACUUCUCCUGCUCUUGGGUCUGCUGGUCCCAUUCUGAAGAAGGUUGCUUAUGGAAUCGCUAUUCCCACCAUUAUUGGUGCCGGUGUUGUGAAUGGCCACAUUGGUCUCAAGUAUAUCUACGUCCGUUUGUUCCGUGGCACUGAUCGCAUGCACAAGCGUGACGCAGUUGCAAUCGGCUCAUGGGUCGGAAUCGCUCUUACAUGCUGGGUCAUUGCGUGGAUUAUUGCCGACGCAAUUCCUGUGUUCAGCGACCUUCUGAGUCUCAUCAGUUCCCUGUUCGCCAGUUGGUUCAGUUACGGUCUUGGUGGUGUGUAUUGGCUGCACAUCAAUAAGGGCAAAUGGUUCUCUUCUCCUCGGAAGAUUGCGCUCACCGUAGUGAAUGUGCUGAUCAUUCUGAUUGGUGGGUGCAUGUGUGGUCUUGGUCUCUAUGUCUCCGGCAAAGCUAUUCACGACGAUGCUUCCAGCAACAGCUUCUCGUGCGCUAGCAACGCCGAGGUCUAA